Molecule: messenger RNA, 2587 nt
Organism: Rhineura floridana
Lineage: Eukaryota; Metazoa; Chordata; Lepidosauria; Squamata; Rhineuridae
Gene: NKX6-1
Product: NK6 homeobox 1
Exons: 3
Coding region: 7-1068 (353 amino acids)
Biological process (GO): regulation of transcription by RNA polymerase II; cell differentiation
Cellular component (GO): nucleus
Molecular function (GO): RNA polymerase II cis-regulatory region sequence-specific DNA binding; DNA-binding transcription factor activity, RNA polymerase II-specific
Source: RefSeq, a predicted model, not a curated record
CUGGGGAUGCUGGCAGUGGGGCAAAUGGAUGGCAGCCCCCGGCAGAGCGCCUUCCUGCUCAGCAGCCCGCCGCUGGCCGCCUUGCACAGCAUGGCCGAGAUGAAGACCCCGCUGUACCCCGCCGCGGCCUACCCGCUGCCUCCGGCCCACGCAGCAGGAUCGGCAGCCCCGGGCGGGCCCUCCUCCUCGUCCUCCUCGUUUUCGUCGUCUUCCUCGGCCUCCGCCUCGCCUUCGCCGCCCCUGAGCUCCCCGACGCCGGCCGGCCUCAAGCCCCACAGUGCGGGGGCCCUGUCAGCGCUGGGCUCUCCCCCGCAGCAGCUCUCGGCCGCCACCCCGCACGGCAUCAACGACAUCCUCAGCCGGCCCUCCAUGCUCCCCGUCGUCGCGGCCUCCGCCUCCUCCGCCUCCUCGACGUCCGCCUCCCCAGCCGCCAGCCUCCUGGCGGGACUGCCCCGCUUCAGCAGCCUCAGCCCCCCGCCUCCUCCGCCGGGCCUCUACUUCAGCCCCAGCGCCGCCGCCGCCGUGGCCGCCGUGGGUCGCUAUCCCAAGCCCCUGGCCGAGCUGCCAGGCAGGACCCCCAUCUUCUGGCCGGGAGUGAUGCAGAGCCCCCCCUGGAGGGACGCACGACUCGCCUGCACGCCACAUCAAGGCUCAAUUUUGCUGGAUAAAGACGGCAAGAGGAAACACACAAGACCGACUUUUUCCGGCCAGCAGAUUUUCGCUUUGGAAAAGACUUUUGAGCAAACGAAAUACUUAGCCGGGCCGGAACGAGCGAGGCUCGCCUACUCGCUGGGGAUGACGGAAAGUCAAGUCAAGGUUUGGUUCCAGAACCGGCGGACCAAGUGGCGGAAGAAACACGCGGCCGAGAUGGCGACGGCCAAGAAGAAGCAGGACUCGGAGACGGAACGGCUGAAGGGCGCCUCGGAGAACGAGGACGACGACGACGACUACAACAAGCCGCUGGACCCCAACUCGGACGACGAGAAGAUCACGCAGCUGCUGAAGAAGCACAAGCCCGGCGGCGCCGGCCUCCUGCUCCACACCUCGGAGAACGAGGGGUCCUCCUAGACGGCGGCGGAGCUGGAGAAGACCGCGCACCCCUCCCGCCCCGUGCGAGCAGGGCAGCGCCCCGAUCGCGUCAUCCCCGACGGCUGCUCCGCGCAGGACAGAUGCACAGAUCUAUUUUUCUAGCCAGAGAAGGAGAAGGAAGAGAGGCUUCCGGAGGUGCUUCUGUUCUAGUGGUUGUUGUUGUUACUGCUGCUGCUGCUGGGGGUGACUCUCGAGGAGCGGCCUCCCCCACGCUUCCCUCCCCCCGCCUCCCUCCCUGCAGUCUCUCCAAAGGGGAUCGGGGGCCGCUCCGCUCGGGGCUUGGUUCUUCCCGUUCUGCCCCCUGCCGGCCAGGCUCAAAACUCAAUCUGUCGGCGCCGCUCUGUAAAUAAAAGCGAGUCUCCCAGGUUGAGGUAGCCGACUCCCUUUGACUGUGAAUAUUUAACAUGUACAAUACUUUGGUUGGUGUUUCUUUCUGUGUACGUGCGCGCGCCCCCCCAAAGAGUGCGCCGGCUCUUUCCGUUCCUUCGCCGCGUGUGGCUUUUAAAAGCUCGCUUCUAAACGUUCUUCUGGUUUGGUUUUCAGCAGUGAGGUUUGUGGCAUAUGAAAGCAGGGAGGGAUUUAUUUCCUGACAGAGCUCACUUCUCCCCCCCUCGUGUCUCUUUCCUCUGCCCCGCGCUGUUAUCAGUGCCAGAGAACAGAUAUAACCGUUCUCCUUCAGCGAAUCUUCUUCUGUCGGUGUAAGAGUAGGCAAGCUUUAGGGUCACGCAGGAGUCUUCAUCAGAUAGAAGCAGAAUUGUGUGGAAUGCUGGCAUUUGCACCGCUGGCUCCAGUUUCAACAUUCUACAGCUCUGCUCCUCUGCAUACUUCCUUGGAAGCCAGUUCGUUUGAAAUCAACUAGAUAUUCUUCCAAGUGAAUAGGUAGACUGCAGAUUUCUCUUUAUUUCUUUUUAAUUUUAACUGAGUGCUAGAAAACGAAGCUAUUGAUCUCUUUUGCUGUUUGCCAAGCAUAAAAUUGUAUGUUUCUUAUGCCAGAUGCCAAUAAGGCUAUGUAAUUAUUAGUGUCUGAUUUAAUUUUAAUUUAAUUUUGUUUAAAGUAAGAGUAAGUCCUGGGAGAGAGGAAGUUUUUUUAUGGUUUACCUUACUUGUUGCCAGAAAGACUGCGUGUUAAAUUUGCUACGGAGAUUUGUUCUAACCACUUCCUACUCAAAAAUUCCCCAUUUGUUUAGUUGCUGUAAUUGACUUUGGAAAAUGCAGAGUGUUGGUUUUUCUUUUCUUUCUGUAUAAUAACAAAUACCAUAGAAUGUUCCGUUUCCCCUCUUUUCCUUUUUUUAAAAAAAAGCUAAUAAUAACAUUGUAUUAGCAUCUUAACCUGUUAUUAAUUUAUACAAGUUUGUAAAGAGAACCACCACCAGAAGAAAUCCUUUGCAAGACCAGUUCAAGGCAUUGCACUUUGGUUUUUUCAUUCUGUUUCUGUUUUUAAAGAUAAAUCAAUUAAAAUCAGUUACAAGAAGACUCUUGCCUGGAAGAAAGAAAAAAA